AUGGCUGCGCAGCAGCCCUCCCUGCCCCGACAUGGCCCAGGCAGAACAGGACUCCCCACCUCAGACCACACCCGUCCAGGCAAGCGUCCCGGUAAACUGUGCAUCCUCCAGACCCUCGUCACGCGGGCCGCCAGCCUUCCCCGAGCAGCUCCUGACGCCCAGGGGCCUCAGAAGACCAGCGGCAUCGUGACCCCCGGGAGCAGGCUUGAGAGGCAGGGACUCACGGCCACGCUUCUGAAGGAGGCCACCCACGGGGGGACGGUGUGGGGGAAGGAGGGCACUCUGACCCUCAUGUGGGGCUGCCUGGGGCCCCCACCAUUCACGGUGCGCCCUGGCCUGUUCCCAGCUCUGAGCGCCUUGGUUUUCUCCCCAGAGCGGGGCGUGCGCUUCCGAAGGAGCCCUGGGGCGGCGUGCGGGCGGCACGGGGACCGCCAGGUGAGUGGCCGGCAGGACCCGGCUCCCACGCUGACCAGGCUACUAGUGGCCCUGUCGGUGGAGUAG
Molecule: messenger RNA, 501 nt
Organism: Rangifer tarandus platyrhynchus (Svalbard reindeer)
Lineage: Eukaryota; Metazoa; Chordata; Mammalia; Artiodactyla; Cervidae
Source: the annotation of a GenBank genome assembly